AAGCCGAUCGUGCUGUUUGGUUCGUCACUUAUUACGCAGCAUUGUGAUUGUUUUCUCACCCGGAUACUAUACAUUCUGAAGGUGUUUCAGGAGGCAGCACAGUUGCCAGGAGGAGAGAAAUCAACGUUUCCUUCGUGAUUUUACGCUGUGAUUUUUGACCCCUCCCCUCAUCUCCAUUAUUAGCCAUAUCCACAUUUUCCGCCAUCUGACUCUAGAAAGUUAAUCUGCGCUUUGUUUACAGAGCAACAUAAGGCAAGGAAAAGAAGAGAAAGGAUAUCGCGCGGUUUGACUUGAAAAUUAUUUUCAAUUUGGGCUGUGAAGAAGAACAAUGAAUAUUCAAGACAAAUAUACCCUAUGAGGUUAAAUUAUAGCUAAACUAAUGUUACACGAAAACAACCGUUACACAAUUUCUCUCUGCAUGGCCAGAAUUUAAAACAGAAUGAAUGUGUUUGCAUAAUAUCAAAGACCAAAGAAUAUUUGUGCUUAAGGGAAGGAGGGGAAACGAGGAGGGAACAACCACACAGAGGGGAAAAGAAGGAGGAGAAUUGGAGACACGGUAGAGAGGAAAUCGUGCUCCUUACUAGCCGACACACGCCGCCAGAAUACAUCGAACAGAUUGGGGGAGAAAGGAGGCGAUAAGAAAGGAGAGAAGGUGAAAUACUAACAAGGGAUUUACACAGGUUGGGAUACAGACAUUGAUUAUCACGAAGGAAGGACUAACGUUAUUUUGUAUUUCACGUGCAUUUUAAAGACUAACGUUAGCCAUUUUCUUCUGGACAAGGUAUUGCAAUAUAACCCUUGUGAGGUAGCGGAAUGUGUAAGCUAGCGAUAGCUAAUUAGCUAGCUUAGAAUAUCCGAAUUCAGGACUUUGCAAAUUGUGUGGGUUUGUUAUCUGGCUAAAAGGCAACGUUAUAUAUGCCCUCACAGUGUUAUUCGUCAGCAUACGCUAGCGCUCGUAUAGUCAGUUGUUGGUGGUGUGGUUUUCAUAUUGAUGCCCCUGACCAUGGUGCUCUUUCCAUGAUUAAACAAUAACACUAGCCUAGCUAGCAUAAAAAAUAUUUUAUGGAUCAAAGACUUACCCAAUGGAUAACUAGCUGAGUCAAAAGGAAGGUCAAUCGUUUAAUAUCUCCCCACUGCAGCUUUGGCGCACAAAAAUAUUGGCUUACGAAAUACAGCAACGGUGGGACUAUUCACUGGCAUAUUUACGUUCAGAUUCCUUUAACAACGCCUUCAGACAGUUGCUGCAUUCCCUGCGCGUUGUUUUUAUUGUAAAUCCCACCUUGAUUACGCCAGGGCCUAGUUUACUAUAUUGCUAAUUUAUUAGGCCUGCAACCAAUCUGUGAGACUGUCAACCAUCAACAUUAGUACAGUCUCAUUAUUUUUUCUAUUAUUUUUACCAGCUGGCCUAACCUUUUUUCUUCGAUUUUCUCCGUGUCUUGUCAUUGUUGGGAGGCACGGAUUUACAUUAACAUUACCAUUUAAAAUGAACAUUAAUACGGCAUUAUUGUUUGUUUGACAGUACCGUGGAAACAAUCUUUAGCUCUCUAUAUUUAGCCAAUAGUGGAAAUUUUGGGAACCGUCGCUAAAUUUAACCAGGCUCAGUGUAAAACAGGAGUUUUGAUCUUUCUGGGCAGAGGAAACCGGCUAAGGUUACUCACAUUCUAGGCAUAGCGAGACCCUAUCCUAGAACAGGGUACAACCAAGGGGAAGGAGGCAACGGUAUAAAUAGAUAGCUAACAGAGACAGAGCUGUUCAAUGUUAAUGUCGACUGACGUCGCAUCAAUAAUGUUACCCGUUAAUCGGGGAAUGAUGGACCGAGAGAGGGACAUUGACUCCGCGGCUGGACCCCUCGAAAACUCUGCCGGAGCUUCAGCAGCGGUCCGAGGAAUGAAGCGUGGAGAUCCGGAGCCUGACGCACAAACAGCUGCAGCUUUGACCGAACUGGCCGGGGCGGAAUGCAAGCGGCCAAGGAUAGAUGGGACCGGGGCUGUUGGUGACAUUGGGCAGGGAGUUCAAGAGUCUACGGGAGGCCAGGAGGGGCUGGUGCCCCCACCCUUCUCCGCCUUCCCCCCUCCACCCCCUCCUCAGAAUGGCCUGGCCACAGAGUUUGGAGGUGCCCUGUAUGCCGCAGGACCCCAGGGACCCUCUGAGGCCGGAGCCGGCACUAAUGGCCCCGCCUCAGCCCCCAGCAUUGUGAGCACUCCACAGACAGAGGGCUCUUCUCAGGUAGAUGUGGUGGUUCAGUGUGGGACGGCAAGUGGACCAGGCGUGUCAGCCGUCGUGACCGGGGGCGAGUCACCCGAACCUAAGGGAACCCCAAAGCGCCUCCACGUCUCCAACAUCCCCUUCCGCUUCCGCGACCCCGACCUCAGGCAGAUGUUUGGGCAAUUUGGGAAGAUCCUUGACGUUGAAAUCAUUUUCAAUGAGCGGGGUUCUAAGGUGAGUUCUAAGGGCUUCGGGUUUGUGACGUUCGAGACUAGCGCAGAUGCUGAAAAUGCUCGUGGAAAGCUUCAUGGCACACUAGUGGAAGGGCGCAAGAUCGAGGUUAACAAUGCCACAGCCAGGGUAAUGACCAACAAAAAGGUUGUCACCCCUUACCCCAAUGGAGAGGCUCUCGCAACACUGCCCUAUGCUGCUGCGGGCUGGAAGCUGAGCCCGAUGGUGCAGGGCAUUUACGGACCAGAGCUCUAUGCAGGUCUCCACAUGACCUCUGCAGGAGUUCCUGGCUUCCCAUAUCCCUCAGCAGCUGCGGCCGCCACCACGGCAGCAGCAUUCCGGGGAGCUCACCUGAGAGGGCGGGGCCGACCUGUCUAUAGUGCUGUGCGUGCUGCUGUCCCCCAGCAAGCUAUCCCCACCUACCCUGGAAUAGUGUUUCAGGACUCAGUCAUUAGUAGCAGAUUGCCUCAGGGAGGCUACGCUGCUUAUCGCUAUGCUCAGCCCACUGCUGUAACCGGGGCGACUGCUGCUGCGGCUGCAGCUGCCUACAGUGACAGUUAUGGCCGGGUGUACACUACAGAUCCCUACCACGCCCUGAGCCCUGCUGCCGCUGCCUAUGGAGUCGGUGCCAUGGCUAGUUUAUACCGGGGUGGAUACAGCAGGUUUGCUCCAUACUAAGUGGACCACCCUCCUCCCUCUUGGAUUUCCCUCCUCCCUCCUAUUUUCCAGAGCCCCCUUUUCUCUGGCUUCCCUCCUGUGCUGGGCCCCAUGGUCCGCAGCCCCCACCAGGACAUGUACAGAAGCCUCACACCACACCACAGUUUGUCUGUCAACUCCACAACACAACAGGAGACAACCAGGACCAGUGAGGGACAGUGGCAGCAACAUUUUCAAAGACUGCGGGACACCAACGGACACACGGACAGAGACGGACAGAGGGAGGACAGAGAAAUCGCUGCUUGAUUUAUUGAUAGGUUUUUUUUUUUACACUACAGCUUUGCAAUCACUAUUUUUUGUUUUGUCAAAAUAGUCUGUGGUUACGCCCUAUAUUUUCAUUUUACAGAAAAACCUUUGUAUUACAGCUGACACUAGUAUUAAGUUUAGUGAAUCAUUGUGAACCGUAUCUUUAUAUUCUCUUUAGCACUCAUACACACAGAGCAUCAGCACCAUAUACUAUUUGGCUUUCAAGCGUGUACUAUCGACUACUGUUUUUGACAAACAUAAAAUACGAUAAGGGAGGGGAUCUCCCUCGGCUACAUUUGAAAGGGCACAACCAUUUUAUUGGAAGGACAGUUGUUGAGGAUCGGCUCUCGUAGCAUAAAUGAGAGCAGUGGGACAUUUAUAGCAAAAACUGCAUCAUUAAAUAAGCAUCAUGGGCAAAACCAAAUUACAGUCACUUCACAAUCAAGUUAACAGCGGGGGAAAAAUAACUUUUAAGAAUGACAAGGAGAAGAAAACAAAACCUCUUGUUUUUGGUCUGCAUUACCUCAUGUUUUUCCUUUGGUUCUAGAAAAUGUUAAUUAUAAUAAUAAUAAUGAUGAUGAUGAUGAUGAUGAUGAUGAUGACUUACGAUCAUGUAAAUGAUGCUAGAAAACACCAAUUCAAAUGACCUUUGGGCAACAGUUAUUGUUAUUAUUAUACACAUUUUCUAGUUUUGAUUUAUUUCAGGUCUGCUAGUAUUAUAACUAUUAUAAAAUUGUCAUUUCUGUGAUUUAUAGUCUCGCAAGCAUUUCAGUCUGUAUCAUGUAUCCAUAUUAUCUCAUCUAUCUAUAAUGUCUGCAUCCUUUGCCUGAGGAGGACUAGUGGAGCAAAAAAAAAAAAAAAGAGAGAGAGAGAGAGACGAUAUCUUUCUUCUGGAGCAAACUAUGACCAGCUCUGAGACUCACGUGAGACAUACGAGACUACACAGCAUUCCGUAAGCGCCACCUCUUAACUUCACGUCUGGAGUCAUUGGCCAUCCCGAAUCCAUCCAGUGUAGAGACCAUCCCAGUGAGUAGGAGCCGGACUGGUUCGCGGACGAGAUCGGAAUUCUCAGGGCUUGGGGACAGGAACACCAGCGGAGCUGUGGGAUCACUUUGUGUACCCCCACACUUUUAAGCCAGUGGUGCUCCUCUACCGAAAUUCAUUUUAGUUUCUUUUUUUUCUUCUUUUUUUUUUUUUAUUCCACCCAUCAACUUACGAACGGCACCCCUUUUUGCUGAGGAGUGGGACAGAGUGAAUGGUGUUCCUAUGCUUCCGCUCUGGCGCGUCGGUUCGUUUGGGAAUGUUGUAGUCCAGUCCAGUAUGUACCAGAGCUACUGCCUCCUUGCUCCCCUAAGCAGGAUGGGACAAACCUGUAUAAACUUUGUCUCGCUCCUGUUCUGUAUAUCUCCAUAUACUCAGACUAUGUUAUUGUUGCUACUAUUAUUGUUAUGAUAUAAUUGCUAUUGUUUCUUUUUUGGUUCCAAAGAUUCUCUAAAAGCACAUUUGUUUUGGUCGACUGUAUACACGUAUGAUUAUCCUUUUAAUGGUUGAUGUUGCAAUUAUUUUAGCUUUUUUAAAAAAGGAAAAAAAAUACGUCUUGCAUGUCUGUUAAAAUGGCAUCAUUGCAUCAUAGUGCUUCAGAAGCACCUCGUCUUGGAGGGAGACACCCAACAGCUUCAGCGAGGGAGGUGGGGAUGAAGCGAAGCAGGGUGGAUGUUAAUUUAUUUAGGCGGUUUUUAAUCAUUCGUAGCAACCGGACCCCUCAAGGGCUGACCGCCUACACUACAGUACAAGUGUUAAGAUGUUAAGGAAGCGGACGAGGUCGUCUCUUUGAAAAGCAAAUACCUCUCGGAGCCAUUAUGCGGAACGAAAAGUGAGCGGGCAAAUUUGGAAGUGGUAGGCUGUGGUCUUGAGGGAGUGAUGCAGCAUAGAUGUGUGAUCUCCCCACAGACACACAAAGGCCAGCGUGACAGGUCAGAGGAGGAUAGCGUGACAUUUUUAGAGACCCCAACAGUGUAAAUGUCACACGGGCCGAGGGGAGUAGAUGGGGAGAGCGAGAGAGAAAGAUAGAGAGAUAGAAUGUCUCUUCUAAGAGCAGUUCUCUCAUGAUAAUAACCCAAGCUGUGGCUACUGCUCAAUACCCCAUGGAGUUGGAAAUGUGGCUCUACCCGUGAUCAGCCCUGUGUGAGGACGCAGAAGGCUCAGAGGGUACAGUCCGCUGAAGAGGAGCGUUUGAGGUGUCUAUAGGCAGCUGGAGCUGAGUUUCUCCAUGUUAACCAGCUCAGACUCUAUUGUAUUAAACAGCACUAGUGAGAUUUCAGAAGGAGGCGGACAGAAUUUGCAAACAUUUCACACGUUCUCCUUUGUUUGGCCUGUGCAAGAGGAUGAACGAAAAAAGGUCUACAGAUUUUUGAAACAAACACUUGCUCAAGCCAAACUUGUAUAUUUGACAUCAGGAUAGAGAGGGGUGGGAUGGGGAAGGAUGUCGUUUUUUUUACUAGUAAUUGUCUACUGUCUCAGCCAUGUUGCUGUCUGAGGCCUACCUUGCCCUCCUGUGUUGUCAUGGAAUUCGUUGAACUCUUGUUUUUUUUGUUUUGUUUUUAAACUGUAUUGGAAUGCUGGGUCUGGGUUCUUCAUUUGACUUGAGAACCCCCCCUGUGAGCCUGUGUCUGCCCAGUUCUACUCUCUGUAGGCGAAUGACAUUAAAUGCCUGAGAGCAAACCCAUCCAGUGCUGGUUUAUAAAGUCAGAUUGUCUAUGCUGUGAUGUCCCCAUCAGUUCCAUACCCUUCUUUAGCUGACUCCGUCACCGAUCUCCCCCUGAAACCCAGACCCUUCCCCCUUACUUGGAAUUUGGAGAAUCUCAUUGGCCUCUGGGGCUGCUGAUGACAUCAUCUCAGCCAUGACCAGAGUGCUCCGGUGCCUGCGCAGUACUGCCUUGAUUGCACAGGAAAUGACCCGUGGGGUUUCAACUUUGACCUUGCCCCGUCUCUGCCUGCCUCCCUUAGUUUAUCCCCCUCCCAUGGUCCCUUUCAGUUUCCCAUUUAAAAAAGUGACUUGUGUAUUUUUGUUUUGUUUUUGUUUUUCAAGAUUUACACCACAUUCAUGCCUGCCUUUUUCUGUUAUUGUUUUUGAAUGUACAUAUAAACAGUUUGUUUGGUUUUUAAAA
Messenger RNA from Clupea harengus (Atlantic herring), 6566 nucleotides. RefSeq names its product RNA binding protein fox-1 homolog 2-like. Gene Ontology annotation, cellular component: cytoplasm; nucleus. Lineage: Eukaryota; Metazoa; Chordata; Actinopteri; Clupeiformes; Clupeidae. Gene Ontology annotation, molecular function: mRNA binding. Gene Ontology annotation, biological process: regulation of alternative mRNA splicing, via spliceosome; nervous system development. The record is from RefSeq and is a predicted model, not a curated record.